AUGGCUUUCGCUCAUCUCCUCUGCCUAAUCGUCUUGCUUUCCAGUCUGCAGUUUUGUCUUGCCAAUGGCCAAUCAUCUCCAACUCGAUCACAGACCAGUGACUUACAAACCUACAUUGUCCACGUGACUCCCCCUGAUGGCCAGCGCCUUUCUGAGUUGAAGGAUCUCGAAUCCUGGUAUUACUCGUUUUUGCCCACAGAUUCUACCACCUCAAGGAACGAGAGGCGCCUGCUUUACUCUUACCAGAAUGUGAUGACCGGCUUUGCAGCAAGACUGACUCCUGAUGAAGUCGCCACAAUGCAGGAUAAGCCUGGAUUUGUAGCAGCUCACCCUGAGCAAAUAUAUAGCCUCCAGACAACGCACAGCCCCCAGUUUUUGGGCUUGCCACUGAAUCAGGGAUCUUCCAAUAGUUCCACCAUGGGAAAAGGAAUAAUCAUUGGAAUCAUGGAUACUGGUGUAACCCCGGACCAUACUUCAUUCAGCGGAGAUGGAAUGCCGCCCCCGCCAGCCAAAUGGAAAGGGAGGUGUGACUUCAAGCCUUCCCAAUGUAAUAACAAGUUAAUAGGUGCCAAGACCUUCGACAGCUCGGCUAAGAAAAAUGUGACCAUGCCUCCGAUUGACGAUGACGGACAUGGCACUCACACGGCCAGCACUGCAGCUGGCGCUUCUGUGCAACAAGCCAAUACGCUCCGGAUGGCUGAAGGCACGGCAGUUGGCAUGGCUCCAUAUGCUCACUUGGCGAUCUAUAAAGUGUGCUCUACAGAUUGUUUUCUGGGCGACAUACUUGCUGGACUUGAUGCAGCCCUCGCAGAUGGCGUUGACGUAAUCUCCAUCUCGCUUGGUGGUGGCUCUGCUCCAUUUUAUAUGGAUGGCAUCGCGGUAGCCACUUUUGCAGCCGUUCAGAGAGGUGUCUUCGUGAGCUGCUCUGCUGGGAAUUCCGGUCCUUUCUCAGAGUCGCUAUCGAACGAGGCUCCAUGGAUUCUCACCGUCGGGGCGAGCACCAUCGAUAGAAACAUUGUCUCCAAUGUAAAACUCGGAAAUGGAGAGGAAUAUGAAGGUGAGACAAUAUAUCAACCCUCCUUCCCUUCAACUUUACUGCCACUUGUGUAUCCUGGAAUCGAUGGUACGGAAGGGUCCAUAUACUGUGUCCCCGGACAAUUAAAAAGCAGUCAAGUAGAAGGGAAGAUUGUCUUGUGUGAAAGAGGGUUCGUCGGCCGCUAUUUCCAAGCGAUUGAGGUGAAAAGAGCAGGUGGGGCUGGUAUGAUUAUGAUGAACCAAGAAAUCGAUGGAUUCAGUACCUUGGCCGAUGCUUAUGUCCUCCCUGCGUCUCAUGUUAGCUACUUCGCUGGUAAUAAGAUCAAAGCCUACAUCAAUGCGACUAGAACUCCUACUGCUACCAUCAUGUUCAAAGGAACAGUGUUUGGAAACCCGACCGCUCCUGCGCUCACUUCUUUCUCUUCGAGAGGCCCGAGCUUGAUUAGCCCGGGAAUUCUAAAGCCAGACAUUAUUGGUCCUGGCGUGAACAUAUUAGCAGCAUGGCCGUUUCCCAUCAGAAAUGACACAAAAGCAAAGUAUUACUUUAAUAUUAUUUCUGGCACUUCCAUGUCUUGCCCCCACCUCAGUGGCAUCGCGGCUUUGAUAAAGGGCAUUCAUCCAGACUGGUCUCCAGCAGCAAUCAAAUCGGCUAUCAUGACGACGGCUAAGCAGCUGAACGUCAAGCAAAACCCAAUCUUGGACGAAAGGCUUCAACCGGCGGAUGUCUUUGCCAUUGGAGCAGGCCAUGUCGAUCCUGAAAAGGCCAUUGACCCAGGAUUCAUUUAUGACAUGCAUCCCGACGAUUACAUUCCUUAUCUCUGUGGUCUGGGAUACACCGACAAGCAGGUGGCUACAAUUGUUCACAAACCAGUCAAAUGUUCGGGAGUAUCUAGCAUUCCCGAGGGAGAGCUGAACUACCCCUCAUUUUCGGUCAACCUCGGACCUCCACAGACUUUUACUAGGACUGUGACUAAUGUCGGAACGGACUAUUCGCCUUAUGUUGUCACGGUCGUUCCUCCACAGGGUGUGCAUGUCACCGUGAAGCCUAACAAACUCACCUUCUCAAAAUUGAACCAGAAAGCAACGUAUUCAAUCACACUCAGCCGUGCCAAUUCCACUCAGGAUGUUGCCAAAUUCACCCAAGGAUUUCUGAGGUGGGAUUCCAAGAAGUACUCUGUCAGGAGUCCAAUUUCGGUUAAGUUUAAUUAA
Messenger RNA from Eucalyptus grandis, 2244 nucleotides. RefSeq names its product subtilisin-like protease 4. Gene Ontology annotation, molecular function: serine-type endopeptidase activity. The transcript has a single exon. The coding region runs from base 1 to 2244 and encodes 747 amino acids. NCBI's taxonomy places the organism in Eukaryota, Viridiplantae, Streptophyta, Magnoliopsida, Myrtales, Myrtaceae. The record is from RefSeq and is a predicted model, not a curated record. Gene Ontology annotation, biological process: proteolysis.